AUUGUGGCUGGGGCUGACAUUGACAACAAAGUAACUUGGGCCCUUCCGCUUCCAGACAAACCUGGAUCAGUCUGCUCCCAAAAUAAUCCAGUUCCUUAAAGUUUCUUAAAUUUAAAAAAAACUCUUUGCGAUUGAGAAGUAGGAAAAGGGACGAGGACUUUUUCCUCCUGCUAUUUCUAUGGUGCUAUAUUAACAGGACAAUGACAGAAUACAAAUUGGUGGUCGUAGGAGCUGGUGGUGUUGGGAAGAGUGCUCUAACUAUUCAGCUGAUACAAAACCACUUUGUGGAUGAAUAUGAUCCAACUAUAGAGGAUUCCUACAGGAAACAGGUGGUUAUUGAUGGAGAAACCUGUUUAUUAGAUAUUCUGGACACAGCAGGUCAAGAGGAAUACAGUGCUAUGAGAGAUCAAUACAUGCGAACAGGCGAGGGUUUCCUCUGCGUCUUUGCUAUCAAUAACAUAAAAUCCUUCGAAGAUGUCCAUCUGUAUAGAGAGCAAAUUAAUCGAGUGAAAGACUCAGAUGAUGUUCCCAUGGUAUUAGUUGGAAAUAAGUGUGACCUUCCAGCACGGACUGUGGACACUAAACAAGCACAGGAACUAGCAAAAAGUUAUGGAAUCCCCUUCAUAGAAACAUCAGCCAAAACUCGACAGGGCGUGGAAGAUGCAUUCUACACAUUGGUGCGAGAAAUUCGCAAAUACAAAGAGAAGAUCAGUAAAAAUGGUAAAAAGAAGAAAAAGCCAUCCAAAAAGAAGUGCAUAAUUCUUUAAAAGUAAAAUGUGCAAGACUUUGUGAUUCAAAACUUCAAGGAUUUUGUAUCAGACAGGAAGAAAACAAUUUGGAGUAUAACAUCUCCUCCCCAAUGAAAAGGAACAAAUGCAGAAAAAAACAGAACUAGAAAUGUUGCAUUUAAAGAUCCAGGUUCUCAUGUUGCAGUUUAUUUACAAUGUGAGGCAAAAAGUGUGUGGAAACUAUUCAGCUUUUGCAAUGCCAGAUAUAUCUUAACACUGCCAUUUUUAAUUAGGACAUCAAAUAUUAAAUAAUGAGAAAAUCAUCAGAACACUGGAUUCCAAUGCUGACACAAAACAUUGAUCUUUCUAGUCUAUAAAGAAAACAUGCGUGGCUUGGCAAAUUCCAAAUUUUAAAUCAAACACCAUGCAGAUUAAAAGGUGCUCAGAUUUUUUAAAAAAUUUGGUCUGAUGACUAACAUAAAGAAAACAUACAAGUCAACUUUUUGCACAGUACAUUGCCACAGCAGCUGAGUGAAGAAUUUACACAAUCAGUAAGACGCAGUAUGUGCUACAUCACUUUAGUUUGCUGACCCAAACAUCUAUUUCUGUGUCAUCCCAAUACCUGUCCAAGCAUAGGUUCCACAUAAACAAACCCUAAAUGUUAGUUGUGCUGGUGCUGUCAAGAAAUAAAUAGCUAUGAGUGUUAAGGCAAGUAUCAAAGGAGCUAAAAAUCUUAAACAUGAGUUUUCGUGGGUGUUAUCUAGAUAUCCAAGAAACCGAAACCUGACUUAAGUUCAGACAGGUAGUAGACGUGGUAAGUAAAUGUGGCUGUUUUUAUGUGUUUGUGCCAAAUUUGUGAGCUGUUUCAAAUGGUAACUGUUUUGGAAGAUGGCUGGCUCAUGGAUGCAGUGGUUGGAUUUGGGCCUUCUGCUAUCGUCCAUUGAUUGCCAGUUCUCAACUUGGAUCAGUCAAUGGAACGUACAGCCAGAGCACAGUCUCUUCAAAUAUCAGGAAAUGCAGUUCUAUUGCAUAACAUCCCAUUCUACAUAAUUUCUGGAAACUGUUCAGAAUGCUGUUAAUCAUGGUUAUAAAAUCUGGCUUAAGUUGUUCCUUCUUUUAAAAUACUGUCUCAUUUGUUUGUAGUGAAAGGCAGCAAUAAGCAGAUUUUCUUAAACAAAGAAGAUAAGUACAUUAAGUAAUUGGUGAACAGCUGUCACUGCAUGUUACACACACCUUGCUAAUCUCCAAAUAUAAUAAAGCCAUGUAAAAUCAAACUGAACAAAUCCUUGCUUUAAGAAUAUUGUACAAUGUUCCAAUUUAUUAUACUAACAUUCUCAUGCAAAAACGAUCAAUGAUUUAUUAAGUGAUGCUGCAUAUCCAGGAAUGCCAAUUGUUCAUGCCAAACUACUGCACGUCUUUGAUCUCUUUGUGUAUCUGUGCAGGGAGCCAUAGAAAUGGGAAUUUUCUUUCCAAAUUAGUGCUUAGUUAAGGUGGGGAAAUCACUUAACUGGUCAACUGAAAUUUCUUUACCAAAUUAUUCCCUUUUUAUAGCUGGUAAUUCAAGACGAUCCUGUAAAUAUUCUUCAAUCUGAGCAAAAAGUUAGCUGCUGUAUCCAAUGAGGUGUCAUUGUAAAACUCCAAUUGUAAAAGUUGUGAUAUUUGAAGAACCACCAUGUUUCCUCCUUUUGGUGCACUGGCUUAUGAGCACUGUGCAACUUUGGUCAUCUCCUCCAUACCCAGUAUAAUGUCUAUAAUGUGUAUGUGGUAGGUCAACCAUUUGAUUUGCUCCUUAUCUGAUCUACCAAUGGGCAUGGACAAUAACCAUUUAUUCUACAGAUUGAGUCUCGGUGACACCAGUAACAAAUGAUAUUGAAAUGUUUCAGGCGGGGAAGGUUGGUUUUAGAUGUGAGAGUUGAUUCAAACCCCUAAAACUAAUCCUGCCUUUUCCUGGGUAUCACUGGAGGAAGCUUCCAAGGCAAGUGAGCACACUCUUUUGCUCUUUUUGGGAAAAUAAAGAUACUUGAAAAGCCAAUUAAACGCUGUUUUAACCCUCAAUUCUGAGUUCAACAGCCAGAACAUCUGACCAGUCAGAAACCUGCCAUGAUCGAUGAGCUGACUGCUGAGCAGAAUUAACUUCUUCAUUGAAGGUGGUAAGGCUUUGAUAAGUGAAACUGGAGCAUUUUAAAAUGGGAGAUAGUUGUACAUAAUACUCUCUGAGAGAAAAAGUGUUAUCAUUGUCAGACAAAUGAUUUCUAACUUCCUGAAAGGCAUUUCACUUUACUAGCUUUGCAUUUAUUUUCAGCUGCCAGUCUUUGAAAUGGCACAGGUACAGGUUUAUGUAGCUUUGUGUUGCACCUGAGAUAUUGGAGAGGAGGGCACAACAUGAAGCUGCAGCAUCAGCUGCCUUCUCUUCAACAACAUGGUCAUCCACAGAGCAGUGGGGAUGGCUACUGAACCCUAGAGAUGACCUUUGCCCAAUCCAACACAUUCUACAAGUAGAUCAGUUUCCAGUACCUCCCAGUCCUUCAGGCAUUUGAGGUAGGACAAUACUGAUAUCUACAGUCUCCUGGAACAAGAUUCCUUCCCAAUGCUACGUUGGCAGUGUGUGAUAAGCUGUGUGUCAUCAGAGAACUAUUCCUCCUAACUAUCUGCUGGUUCUCUGUCUCUACAACAAAAGUCAAUCAGUGUGUAAUGUUUUGAAUGGAGAGGCUGGGAGGGAAACAUUUGUGGAGAGUGUGAUGUGGUUGUGGGAGGGCAAUGAGGUGGAUGUGACAAUUGGCUGCUUCCAUGGUCAUGUGAUGUGUCUGUAGAAAGACAAAAUGAGUAAUGUUGCAAGGUAUGCCUUGAGAAUGCUGAGCAGGAGAUUGAUGGGAACAUUAUGGGGCUUGACAACCGGGAGUGUUAUGCCCAUUUACCGUGCUCUUCUGAGAGCCUGGAUUUAUUUUUCGAAGCUUUGUCUUCGGGUUGGAGACAUCACAUUUGUUGACUUCCUCAGUCAUUCCCAUCAUGUCUCCUUGAUUUGAGGGACCAACCUUCUAUUUUUAGAAACAUUAACCUCACCACAACCCCUCAAUCCCAUAGCUGGUUCUCCAGCUAAGUGAGAUCCCAUUGAACAACUUUUUCCAGGUGUCUUCUCUAUUCUUGCAACCUCAUAAAUCCAUGUGCUAGUAAACAAUAUUAAUCAAUGCUGUGGUUCUUUUUAAUUAAAAAAAACCUUUCCUUUGACAGAAUGGAGGCAUUAUCUUGCCUGUUUUCCAGGAUGGCUAAGACAUCUGGAGCAAGAGGCUAAUUUUGUUGCCUAGUUAAAACUUGGCAAAGCUGCUCGAGCUAUCAACAGGUUCCAUAAAAUGGUCCUGCUAUUUGUGCAGGUGCCAAGUUGGGAAAUUUCCACCUGCUAAGUCAGUUUAAUUUUUUUUAACCAGCUAUCUGAUAUUUAACCCAGUCUAAAUUUAGUCACCUUAGUUUAUGCCCUAAUGCAAAGUCACUCUUUUGUACAGAAUGUUAUAUCUGGUGACACACUGAAAGCAGUUGUCCCUUUAUGAAGACAGUGCUGUGAUAACAGUAGUCUAGGUAACAUGAAAUAAUACUUUUAUUGUCUACAUGUGGUUAAAAAAGGUAAUGUUUACGUUUUUUUUUGUUGUGAAUGAUAAACUUCACAAAAAUGUGUUUGGUAGGUUUGUAUGUUCUGGAAACGUUUCACUCUUGGUCCUCAGUGACAAUUCACAUGAUUAUACGAAUUAUGACAUUGAGGUGAAAUAGCUAUUUAAAAAAUCUCCUCAUUUUGUGAAGUUGGAUUUUUAGUGUCUUAUCACAUUCUCAAACACUUAAAAGCUAAUGAAUUAGUUUUGAAGUGCUGUUGUUACAGAUGGGAAGAUUUGGCAGCUGUAUUCCUAACAAAUCUUAGAUGAGGUUAGUAGGCCACUGAAAAAAAGUCUGCCUGCUCUUUGAAUAAAACCAUGCAUAUUUCGUUUCAAGCUGAAUGGCUGAAUUGGAGCCAAUGUUAAACAUUUUCCCCAAAAAGCUGAUGCCUAUAAACUCAGCACUCAGGCGGCAGUGUAGGUUGGGUGCUGUAGUCCUAAGAGCCCUAACAAGGUGACUUGAUCAAAGACAUGUUUAAGACAUGUCUUCCUCCUCAUUUUAUACAGCUAUUGCUGUGAUGCUUCUGGAAAAGAUGUGUUAUUUAGAGGAAUGUCCCAUGUCAUUUAUGUGCAAAGAAUGUAUCUUUUAAAAAUAUGUAGAAGAAUGAAUUUUUAGACAAGUGCAUUGGGGAAACUGACAAAAAACAACAAGUGUUAUACAACAAUAAACUUUUUUUAAAGUUGAA
Messenger RNA from Hemiscyllium ocellatum (epaulette shark), 5052 nucleotides. Its product is annotated as GTPase HRas-like. Gene Ontology annotation, cellular component: plasma membrane. NCBI's taxonomy places the organism in Eukaryota, Metazoa, Chordata, Chondrichthyes, Orectolobiformes, Hemiscylliidae. Bases 201 to 767 code for a protein of 188 amino acids. Gene Ontology annotation, biological process: Ras protein signal transduction. The transcript has 5 exons. Gene Ontology annotation, molecular function: GTPase activity; GDP binding; GTP binding. The record is from RefSeq and is a predicted model, not a curated record.